Etheostoma spectabile (orangethroat darter) is the source of this 5358-nucleotide messenger RNA. It is a transcript of the gene zdhhc8b, whose product is annotated as zDHHC palmitoyltransferase 8b. The record is from RefSeq and is a predicted model, not a curated record. NCBI's taxonomy places the organism in Eukaryota, Metazoa, Chordata, Actinopteri, Perciformes, Percidae. The transcript is spliced from 11 exons. Gene Ontology annotation, molecular function: palmitoyltransferase activity. The coding region runs from base 252 to 2555 and encodes 767 amino acids. Gene Ontology annotation, biological process: protein palmitoylation.
UCCACCUUUUCAGCGGUUCAGUGACCUCAGCAGUGGGCUGGAUUGGAAGGGUGGGAUUUCCAGGCUUCGAGUGAGCUGAGAUCUGUAUUCCUGCCUCUCUAUUUCAGGAUCUAUGCGGCUUCAGCGACAGCCCAGACGGACCGGUUGCACCUUUUAAUAGCCACAGAAAGGACGAUACACUGCACACUGGAUCUUUUUUCUACAUGCGACUCCAAUCGGAAUAAAUAAUUGAGGAAUGUGGAAAUUACAGAAUGCCCAACAGCGCUGGAAAGAGAUUUAAACCCACCAAAUACAUCCCAGUGUCCACUGCUGCCACACUCCUUGUGGGAUCGACCACUUUAUUUUUCGUCUUCACGUGCCCCUGGUUGACAAAGGUGAUCUCUCCCGCUGUGCCCCUCUACAAUGGCCUGGUCUUCCUCUUCGUCUUGGCCAACUUCAGCAUGGCAACCUUCAUGGACCCUGGUGUUUACCCCCGAGCGGACGAGGACGAGGACAAGGACGAUGAUUUCCGAGCGCCGCUCUACAAGAAUGUGGAGAUCAAGGGCAUUCAGGUCCGGAUGAAGUGGUGCGCCACCUGUCACUUCUACAGGCCGCCUCGCUGCUCGCACUGCAGCGUCUGUGACAACUGUGUGGAGGACUUUGACCACCACUGUCCCUGGGUGAACAACUGCAUCGGUCGGAGGAACUACCGCUACUUCUUCCUCUUCCUGCUGUCGUUGAGCAUCCACAUGGUGGGAGUUUUCUCCUUCGGCCUCAUCUUCGUCCUCCACCACCGAGACAGACUGGCAGCCCUGCACACCACCGUCACUCUGGCGGUGAUGUGUGUGGCCGGCCUGUUCUUCAUUCCAGUCAUGGGACUCACGGGUUUCCAUAUGGUGCUUGUUGCUCGGGGGCGAACCACCAAUGAACAGGUGACGGGCAAGUUCCGUGGAGGAGUCAAUCCCUUCACCAGGGGUUGCUGUGGCAACGUGGAGUAUGUCUUAUGUAGUCCCCUGGCACCUAGGUACACGUCGGACCCCAGGAAAAAGCCCAGUGUCAGAAUUCAGCCCCCAUUCAUCAGACCUGACCUGUCGGAGAGGCAAAUCACCAUCAUGAUCAGCGACAACGGCAUCCACAGCACCAUCAUCAGCUCCAAGUCCAAAAGCAGCCUGGACGGCCUGGACGAGAAAGACACCCAGCCGCCGCUGCCCCCCAAAGCUGACCGGUACAACCAGCUGAAGAGCCAGAUGGCAUCCAGCGAAGAUAGUUCUCUUCCUGGUAAGACCCACCCUUCCACUCCAGCCAUGUACAAGUACAGACCGACGUUUGGCACCAUACCUAAAGUCCACUACCACACAGCUGGAGAGAAGAUCAUCAUGUCAGAUGAGCGGAAGACCUCGGCCAUCUUGGAAGAGGGUGUCCGUGGUCAUGACUACCGCUCUGAGCCGAACCUGGACCUGCCUGAAUACACCAACGCGCCCCUCCACCGCACCUUCCAGUCCUCUCCCCUCCAGCUGGACUCUGACCCCCACCCCUCUGACUCCCGCUCGCUCAGCCUGAAGCAGGGGCCCCGCCGGCCGGAGAAGGGCCAGCUCCCAGCCCUGCAGCCGCAGACAGUCACCUCCACCCCGUACAAGAGCGUCUUCUCGCCCAACACGCUCUCCAACCGUAAUGGCAGCUUGUCUUAUGACAGCCUGCUCAAUCCCAGCAUCUCCCCCGCCGCUGCCAGUGAGUGCAUGGCCCACCGUGGUAUGCCCUCCGUGGGGUUCCACUCGCCCUACCUGCCCACCAAAAUGUGCCACAUCCGAGAACCUGAAAUGCAACGGCACCAGGUCACCCCCACCUUCAGCCCAGUGAUGCCACCCAGUGGGGUGGGCAGGCAAUCCCCUCACCUAAAGGACAGGGACCCAUCCCCGGUACGCUACGACAACCUCUCCCAGACCAUCAUGGCCUCCAUCCAGGAGCGAAAGGAGAUGGAGGAAAGGGAGAAACGGCAGAUAGUGCAUGGGCGCUCCCAGACCCAUAGCUAUGCUCAGGACUCUGGCGUGUUUGAUGGGGGCUACGGCCUACCCUCCAAUGCUUGUUACCCAGAUGGGCCUCGAGGCCCCGGCUCCAGAGGCCCAACGCCCCCCGCCUAUGGAGGCUCCAGGGACAACCUCAUGGGGGUCGGGCUGGUGAGCUAUGGGCAACGAACCCCUGUGUUGCGUCAUACCGGCUCCACGCUGGGUCGUGCCCCUAGGACUUCAUCCACCUCCCUGCAUACAGACCACAGUAGCAGCAACAGCAGCCAGAGCAGGGCCACUUGCCCCGAGGGCCUCUAUCGUUCCCCGGCCCACCAGCCACACUCCCCUGCCAUGCCCCGAUCCCCCUCCUACUCCCACCAGAAACUCUCCUUCAUCAGUGCUCUUGAGAGGACAGACUCGUCUCGUCUAGGGGGCCCAAGAGAGGCCAUGAAAGUUAAUGGGCAGAUGGACUGCCACCCCAGUGCCCAGGGUUCCACCCUCAGCCCCAGUCGCCACAGUAAUGUCAAAAAGGUGACAGGCGUUGGAGGCACCACAUAUGAGAUAUCAGUGUGAGCAGGGACACGGCACCCACCUCCAACGACAACGAACACCCUGCUGCAAAGAGAUUCUCUCAUCUCUCUUAUUUUAGUGACGUCUAGACAACGGCCAGUCAGUGGCACACAGCGCUGCCGGUUCUGGAGUUACUGUCCAAUCAGAGGACCUGUCUGCCCGCGUGUGGGUCUGUCUAGACAAAUGCCUGUGUGUGUUUGUACCAGGGUUGUUUGUCAGUUAAUACCGCUGCAGGCUGUUGUUUGUGAGGAGUGUCUCGUCAUUAACAUUUUGUGGCUCAUCGUCUUGGUCGUAAGAGUGGACGUUAAUGUUAUUACUGUCGUCUCUCAGCUGUGGUCCUGAAGCGUACGUUGUUCCAAAUAUCACACAAACCUUGCUGAACAAAAACACGGCUACACGGACAUAUCAAACACCGAUGUCCUCACCACGGACCUCUGUAGGAGACGAAUGUCCUUUCAGAAUCAAUUGCAAAGAAGUCUAAGUGCGUCACAUUAAUUUGUUCUGUUCAUGGCAUCUCCAGCAUAUUUGGUGGAGUUGUACAGCUUAGAGAAUUGAUGAGAGGGCCGAUCAAAUGGCUCAGCACCAACUGCAUUUGCACCACAGGAUGAGGGAGGUGUGAAAGGGGGAUGGAGAGAAGGGAAACUAUCGUAUCAUGUCUGUUGGUUGCGUUCCAAAUUCAUUGAGCAAGACUUUCUUAAUGAUUAAAUUCCUUUGUCAAAAAGAAAUCUGUCAGGAAUGAAUGCAACCAGCAGAGGUGCUAGUUGAUAUAUAAAAUAAUGCAUACUGAAUGGCUCCUUCUGUCUCAGAUUAAUAGGGCUCAAGUAAAGCGGAGCCGCAUGUAUUCCCUUCAUAAAGAUGCAGUACAUCAUCACGGGCUUCUGUUGUUUUAGUGAAGCUGUCUGAUUUCAACAUGACCUUUGACACGAGUGCUGAGCAGAUAUAUUAGCGUUCUGAAGAUAAGAAUACCUCACCCCAAGAGUUCAGAAUGAGUCCAGCCUUGCACAACCAAAACAACUUAGAUUUUUUGUUUUGUCUAAAAAAAAAAAAUAAGAACCAUUGUUUAUUGUGUAAGUUGUUAAUCAUAGGAUUGGAAUGGACGGAAAGGUGUAGAGAAAUGAAGACUGGUCACCCAUUUAUUAUUUUUUAACGGUUUUGUUUUCUUUUUAUAUAGCCAACCUUCCAAAUUAAAAGGCUAUGUUGAUACAUCUUUUUUUAUACAGACAGUUAAGCCUGGAAUGGAUGUUUCAUUUGAGUGGAUUUGUUCAUUGAUAAAUUAUAAAGUAAAAUAAGUCAUUAUAAUAGGUCAAAUCCAUAAAGUAAAUUUAGCGUGUUCUAAUGAAGUGUAAUUAUGUGAUUUGAGGAAGUAAACAGUCACAUUGACUUUCCAAUGUGUGCUCUACCCGAGACGAGAAUUGAGCUUUCAAUAGCAACAGUGCCAAAAAUGCAUCCACACCCCUUAAUUAGACAGUGAAUGGGUGACACCCUUACUAUGUCACAGUGACAUCACCAAGGAGGAACAUGUUAAACCAAUCAACUUGCAGCAGCUGUCUGGAACAGCUCCAGUAUACCCCCUACUUUUUUUUUUGCUGUUAUUUAAAACAAAAGUCUCAAAACAUGUAUUACUUUCGAGAAGAUGAAUUGAUAAUAUCUAAGUGGAAGGUUUUUGUUUUUAUUUUGCACCAAUAAAUAGAAGAAAAAAAAAACCAUGUCAUAAUUUACAUGGCUGCUGUGAAGAGGUAUCUUUUGCCCAGCUCCAUUUGCAUGAAGAAUAAACCAUUGUUGCCUUUUCAGAGGAAAAGCUACUUCUCAUACAGAUUUAAAAACAGCUUGUUGAAACACUCUCGCCCCCUAGGGGACAGUGAACUACCUUUAGUGUUUCAUAUUGAGCAGCAAAUUACAGGAGUGACACUUGUUAACAACUUGGACUGGGUAAAUAUUGUCGCCGCAGAAAGUUCUGGAAGAAAGGCCAUCAUACAAGGUAAUAAUUGAUCCUACUUGAUUAUGAAAAUGCAUCACUUUUUACAGGAUCUUUUUUUGCAUUUCUGAAUUCUAUCCCCAGAGAUGAGUGUAAAGGCCGUUAGCUGUGGUAGAGUCUUGCUUUCUGACGAGGUGGAAUGUCUCUGUUAAAGUCUCACCCAGCUGCCUUACCAGUAACAGGAUACUGUAUUCAAGUCAUGUAUUUCUGAAUUGUUAGUUUGUUUGUUUUUUAAAGACUAUUUUGGGGAUUUUUCCCUUUAUUUGAUGACAGUGGAUAUACAUGAAAGGGGAUGACAGCAAAGGGCCGCAGGCCGGAUUCAAACCCGGGCCGCUGCCAAGGACUCAGCCUACAUGGGGCACACACUCUUACUGGGGGAGCUACAGGCCACCCCCAGGUUGUUUUAAGGCAUACAGGGAUACUUUUUUUUUUGGCAAACUUGAUGGGUGCCAGUAGAACUUAAUGAAUAUCUGACAGACAUUAGCUGCCGAGUUGCCUAAAAACUAUCAUGACCAGAUUUAAAAACACUAUCGAUGUCAUUCCUCUUUAAGAUGACUGCCAUUAGUCCAAUGUUUUUUUUUGGAGGGGGGGGGGGGAUCACUGCAGGUCAGGGAGCAUUCCUGACAGUCAAUAUUGAAUCUGUUUUGUUGAGCUGAUUUUAUUUUCUGAACCGCAAAUAGAAAGUUCACUAUGUAUAAAUAAAAUAGAAUGAUACUAAAAAUAAAUGUACAUGGGUUCCUAUUUUUGUGAAGAGGAAAUAUUUCCCAAUGACCUGAGCAAAGUAAAUAAAGUGUCCAACUCUUUGAGUGAAUGAGAUUGAUUCUUGUGAAU